UGUACGGUAAUGUUAGGGCUUAAGCCAUAAGUUUGGGAGACAGUAGUUGUAUUUUUACUUACACUUUUUACAACUUAAAAUGAAUCGCACCUAAGAAUAUUAUGUUGAACCUGGAGGAACAGAACUAUGAGUUCAGGCUUAUCACCUUCUAACAAUGUGACUGUUCUUUUUGAGCUCAAAAUUACAAUUGUUUCAGCCAAACUACAUUCAUCAAGUCUAUUCAAGCCAAAUGCUUACGUGGAACUAGUUGUUGAUGAAGGAAUUCCAGUAAGAACUGAUAUUCAGAAAAACACGACUCAUCCAACUUGGAAUGAACAAUUUCCCGUGCUUGUGAAUCCAUAUUCAAAAUUGCAUAUUCGAGUGUUAAAUCACAACUCUUUGAUCAAGGAUAGCCUUCUGGGGGAUUGCUCACUAGAUUUUUACAAGGUUCUCUCUCAGCACAAUGGAAAAUUGGACAAGUUACCAAUGCCCAUGGAGCUUAAUGUUGCUGGAAAGGUUGGACGAAGUUCAAGUUUUGUAGUUACAAUUCUAGACGGAGUACAAAUAGAGAUGAUUCGGUAUCCUCCAAGGAACUUUUCAGAUAGUUCUAAUGCAAAUGCUCAACCAUCUGUAACGUUACAACUUAAUGGAAGCCUUCCUCAGAGUGGAGCUCAGUCAUCCAGCCCAUCCACCAGUGGAGGAAACAGUCAUUUAAGUCGGCAACAUUCUGGGCCUCGCAUCCGUCCCUGGAAACCGGUAGUUUUUAAUCCAGUCUAUACGGCAGCAAGAACCAAUUCUUCCAAUACAAGUUCAGACGGUACUUCUAGUACGUCAGACAACCUGAAUAGACAGUCGAGAGAUCCGAGACUACAGUCCUUACCUGCCUCUUUAACGAAUUUUAAUCUCUCAGGCCAGUCCAGUAGUGCAGAUGUAGAAGCUAUGGCUGUUCCUGGUCCUCAAGUUCCUACUGGUGUCACUAUUAGUAACACUGGGUUUCUACAGACACCUUACAGUGGACUACACUCAGGGACCGUAUAUAAUCCUUUAAGGUCUCUCCCUUCUGUCAGUAGUUCCCCUUUAUAUUCUAAUAUUGUUACUGUACCACCCAGUACCACAGCUGUGACAACUUUAAGUACGUCAAGAAGUGAAAGCUCUUCCCCCACUGCUCCAAACUCUCAACCCGACGGUCCGACUGGCCAGCAUGGUAACUGCGGUCAGGCAGCAGCAGCAGGAGUUGAAGGAGAACCUUUGCCAUCAGGCUGGGAAGUAAGGUUUGAUCAGUAUGGACGCAAAUAUUAUGUGGAUCAUAAUACACGAAGCACAACGUGGGAAAGACCCCAGCCUCUACCCACAGGGUGGGAGAUGCGGAGAGACCACAGAGGCCGAACGUAUUAUGUUGAUCACAACACCCGGACGACAACCUGGCAGAGACCUACCCUUGAAAGUGUGCGCAAUUAUGAGCAGUGGCAGUCCCAUCAAGCCCAAGCUAUGCAGCAGUGCCAGCAGAGAUUUCUCUACCAUACACCUGUGCAUGUUGAAGAUGAUGAUCCUCUUGGACCUUUACCUGAAGGUUGGGAAGUGUGUUUUGGAGUCAUUACCUUCUUGAAAUAUGAAAUUCUGUCCAAUCAGCUUCUUUCUGGAGGAUUAGAAGAUCCAUUACCUCCAGGCUGGGAGAUAAAAUACACACCAGGUGGCACCAGGUACUUUGUGGACCACAAUAUGAAGACCACUACAUUCCAAGAUCCCCGGUCUGCCAAAGGAGGCAAAGGACCUAAAGGAGCUUAUGGUGUGCCUGUAGCUUACGAGAGGAAUUUCAAAUGGAAACUCACGCAGUUCCGAUACCUUUGUCACUGCAAUGCUCUGUCGAGCCACAUAAAAAUAACAGUAUCAAGAAGCAAUAUAUUUGAAGAUUCGUUUAGUCAGAUUAUGAGAGUUCCACCGCACGAGCUCAGAAGACGACUCUUCAUAACGUUUCGUGGAGAAGAAGGUCUAGACUAUGGGGGUAUCGCCAGAGAAUGGUUUUUCCUUUUGUCUCAUGAGGUCCUCAACCCUAUGUAUUGUCUUUUUGAGUAUGCUGGUAAAAACAACUACAGCUUACAGAUCAAUCCUGCCUCUUCAGUUAACCCUGAUCAUCUGCUCUACUUUCGAUUUAUAGGUCGGUUCAUUGCAAUGGCCUUGUUCCAUGGAAAGUUCAUAUACACUGGAUUUACGUUACCUUUUUACAAACGCAUGUUGGGGAAAACGCUUACGAUGAAGGAUAUAGAAAGUGUUGACCCAGAGUUUUAUAACUCUUUGGUUUGGAUUAAAGAAAACGACAUAGAAGAAUGUGGACUGGAACUUUUCUACUGUGUUGACUUUGAGAUCCUUGGCCAGAUUCAGUCGCACGAGUUAAAACCAGGUGGUGCCGACAUCCGUGUAGAUGAAGUAAACAAAGAUGAAUACCUCAGAAUGAUGACUGAUUGGAGAUUUUCUCGAGGACAAGAAGAACAAACUAAAGCUUUUCUAGAUGGAUUCAAUGAAGUUCUACCUCUGGAAUGGUUGCACUAUUUUGAUGAACGUGAACUUGAGCUUAUGCUGUGUGGCAUGCAGGAAAUAGACAUAGAAGACUGGCACCGGAACACCAUAUAUCGCCACUAUACUCGCAAUAGCAAACAAGUGAUCUGGUUUUGGCAGUUUGUCAAGGAGAUGGACAAUGAGAAACGUUCCAGGCUGUUACAGUUUGUGACGGGAACAUGUCGAGUACCCGUUGGUGGGUUUGCUGAACUAAUGGGGAGUAGUGGACCUCAGAGGUUUUGUGUGGAAAAAGUUGGGAAAGAGACUUGGCUUCCACGCAGUCACACAUGUUUCAACAGACUGGACUUACCUCCUUACAAGACUUACGAACAACUGGUGGAAAAACUGACUUUUGCUAUUGAAGAAACAGAAGGGUUUGCUCAGGAAUAGAAAUAUAGUGUACACAGGAGAUGAGUUUAAGAAUAUACCAUUUUUUUGAAGGUCGGAAAGUAUUCGUUUCCAUACAAUGAGUGAAACUCAGAAAUUACCCGUGCGGCAUCAACUUGAGUGAAACAAUUUGACUUUCCAGGGAUACAGGUGUUUUUGUGACAUCAUUUAGAGAACUGCUAUCGUGAAGUAACUUUACAACAGCAAACAAGACUAGGUGAUUGAGAUCCUAUACAGCGUGAGCUCGGUGGGAAAAACUACUGUCUUCUACAUAUCUGUAAAAGUAACCAAGAAUAUUUUGUGUAGUUUAACCUCUAGAACACUUACUAAGCAGCAAAUUCAUGUUUCUCAUUUAUUUAUCUUUGAAUUUUUUUAAGUUAACCACCUGCCAUUUUCAGCAAACAACUUCAGUACAUGAUGUUUGAAAUUACCCUUGUGUUUCAUCAAGAACCAGCGCGAUAUCCGAAACGUCUUGGUCCGUCCUGGACAACUUCAGGGUAAAAGCAGAGAAGUUCAGUGCUGUGGAGAAGAAAGUUGAAACAGCCUGACUAGACUAAAUUGCCGUGAGGUACACUUGUAAAAAAAAAAAUAAGAUUUUUGUAAAUCAAACGAAAUAAAUCUGGAUGAAAGUGUAUAUAAAUGAUUUUAUGCAUGCCACUAACAACUUUCGUUUACUGUACAUUUAUUAGUGGUAGGAAGAGGGGAGAAAUUUUGUUAAGAGAUUCCAAAGUGUUACAAAGAAACCAACAGCACAAUGUCUUAACAAUGGGGUGAGUUGCAACUUCAGUGUUAAACUUUUAAGAUAAGUUCAAGUGUAACUGAAGUAAUACUAUCGUUUACAGAUAACCGUGUAGGGUAAACGCCAUAGAACAUAUUUGUUGGUUAUAACAAGUUAAAUUGUUUAGUUAAUAAUGCACAGGAGCCUCGAAACAAAUGUAAGAAACGGCUAAUAAAUAUAAGUGGUAUAGCCACCUAGUAAAGACGAGAACUGAAAAUUAAGCCAUUAGUUAACACACACACACACACAGUUCUUGCUUCUAUCAUAAACUCGGUGUUACUGAGUAAUAAUGUAAAAACGAUUCAAGUCUUUGCCUUUUCGAUGUGUUGAUACUAGAGUACGUAAUUCUGAACAAGUAGUGAUAAACGCAGUGUAAUUGAAAAUCUGUCCUUAUUGUAAAGGAUAUUUAUAGAAGUAGAGAAUAAUGUUUGUAAUUAAAUUGUGAAAUAACAGCCACAAAACAAUUAGGCUUAUGAAAGUAGAGGUAAUACACAAGUUGUACUAUACGUGUUGGUUAUAUUAAUUAAUCAUCGUUAUGUACGUCUCAGUGAACUUGUCGUUGACUAAGCUUAUGUGCUUCCUUUUGUGUAACUUUUAAUUAUUAAGUACACGUUUCAACCAUUCUUGUAGCUGAAAAAUGUAUUUGCAUACUGUAAUAGUACAGUCACUUUUUUGACUUUACUUAAGAAUCGUUUUUAUGUGUAAUUAUUUUAUACUUUUUGAAGGUUUCAUGGUUCCAUCAAUAAAAAGUAGCAUGAAAUAUUUGAAAAUUGUUGUCAAAAGGUCUUAAAUCUUUGGCUCACAAAGAUCAGUGUCAGUUUAACAAAGCUUGAGCCCAACAUGCUGUUCUUUAUAAAGACAUGAUCUCAAAAGUAACAGGGUAUAUAGCUUAUUGUGUUAAAUGUAAACUAGUUUGAAUGGCCGUUGGUUGUUCUCAAGAAAGCUACAUCUGUUAAUCUUAUCUGUCAGAUGGGUAGGUAUGAUGUCAACUAGCAUAAAGCUUUGUAUGUUUGUUUUUAUAUUUUAAUAGUUAUGACUAUGGCAUUUAAAUUAAAAAUACAACAGCUAACUUUUGUGUAGUUUAAUAAGAGCUAACGGAGCAUCACAGCCAUCCAAGUGUUAAAAUAUAACUUUGUACUACACACAGUGUAAGUACAGAAGCGGUGUGUGAGAAGUGAUCUGAAAAUGUAUAGUUUUUUUUUUUUAUUGUUAUUCAAUUAAAAUAAACUGGUUGCUACAUCUUAAGAGUGGUUAUUGUAUACACAUACACCUUAAUAUUAUAUUGACUGUGUGGAAUAAAAUGUGUUAUUCCAAUUUAUUUUUUAACCUUUUUCCUAGUUGACCAAUACCCACCUUUUUCAUAUACAGUUUGGAAUCAUUCUCAUCUUGAUUUCAUUGUUUCAGUAAAAACAAACAGGGGAGUUUUCUUUAAAUUACUUCAAUCAAUCCAGUGUCUGAUUUUUAAUUCCUCCAACCCAUGAGAAAGUAAACCCUCUAUCUGAUUGUUCUGUAUUAACAGAUAAAAGCUUGUGUUAGAAACUAUAUCCUCUCUUUUAUGGUGUUGUGUCAGAGUGGUUUCAUUUCUUGAAGUACAGAUGUAUUAUUGGAAAUGUUUUUUGUGCUUUUUUUCUGCAAAAGAGCAGUUUUUACAUUCAGCCGUGUUUUUUUUUUAUUAUUGCAAAUGAAUAAAGAUUU
Messenger RNA from Limulus polyphemus (Atlantic horseshoe crab), 5392 nucleotides. RefSeq names its product E3 ubiquitin-protein ligase Su(dx)-like. The record is from RefSeq and is a predicted model, not a curated record. The transcript is spliced from 21 exons. Gene Ontology annotation, molecular function: protein binding; ubiquitin protein ligase activity. Lineage: Eukaryota; Metazoa; Arthropoda; Merostomata; Xiphosura; Limulidae. Gene Ontology annotation, biological process: ubiquitin-dependent protein catabolic process. Bases 127 to 2922 code for a protein of 931 amino acids.